Molecule: messenger RNA, 1574 nt
Organism: Apus apus (common swift)
Lineage: Eukaryota; Metazoa; Chordata; Aves; Apodiformes; Apodidae
Gene: LRRC59
Product: leucine rich repeat containing 59
Exons: 7
Coding region: 111-1034 (307 amino acids)
Molecular function (GO): protein binding
Source: RefSeq, a predicted model, not a curated record
GGACGUGGCCGCGGAAGUGUGUGGCGGGGCCGGUCCGGCCGAGCCGCCCCCGCCCGCCCCGCCGGCUCCGGCCGCAGCAGCCCCUCGGCUCUGGGAGGGCCCUGGCAGCCAUGUCGCGGGGCGGCGGGAAGGGACCGAGCCUGAAGGAUAAGCUGGACGGUAACGAGCUGGACCUGAGCCUCUGCGACCUGAAUGAGGUGCCGGUCCGGGAGCUGGCUGCUCUUCCAAAAGCGACUGUGUUGGAUUUGUCCUGUAACAACCUCAUUUCCUUGCCGUCAGACUUCUGCAGUUUGAUGCAUCUGGUGAAACUGGAUUUGAGUAAAAACCGGCUUCAACAGCUGCCCGUGGACUUCGGCCGCCUGGUCAAUCUGCAGCACCUGGACCUCCUGAACAACCGCCUGGUCACCCUGCCAGUCAGCUUUGCACAGCUCAAGAACCUGAAGUGGCUGGAUCUGAAGGACAAUCCCCUGGAUCCUGUCCUGGCUAAAGUAGCAGGAGACUGUCUGGAUGAGAAGCAGUGUAAACAAGCUGCUGUGAGGGUACUGCAGCAUAUGAAAGCAAUCCAGUCCGAGCAGGAUCGGCAGCGGCAACGGAAGCUCCAAGCAGAACGAGAAAUGGAGAAGAAGCGUGAAGCAGAACAACGUGCAAAGGAGGCUCAGGAGAGGGAGCUGAGGAAGCGAGAGAAGGCGGAAGAAAAGGAACGCAGAAGACGGGAGUAUGAUGCUCAGAAAGCUGCAAAACAGGAGAUGGAAAAGAAACCUAAAAAAGAAACAGUGCAGACCCGAAAGCCAGCCUCCAGUUCUCGUCCCCCUCAGCCACCCCGGCACAAGCAGCACUCCUGGUCACGGUCGGUACUGCGGGUGCUGCUCCUGGUGCUGCUGUGUGUCCUCUGCACCGUGGCUGCCUGCAAGCUGACCGAGCUGCACCGCCAGCCGCUCUGUGUCAGCGUCAACACCCUCUACGAGGACGUGCUGGCUGCCCUGCAAAACCACAAAACCCUGCAAAACUUGCUACAGCAGAACUCGCAGCAGUGAUUGUCCUCGACAGGCACUUGUUUCGUCAGCAUCUCCCUCCACCAUCUUACGCAGCCAGAAUUCCUAUGGAAUUGUGUUCUGAUGAAACUGCUUUUAACCAGUCAGCAUUGGUUUGCUGGUCCACUCCACUCAGAGCAGUUAUUGUUCACAUCAUCUUUGCUGUGCAUGUUUUGCAGUUGGCCUGUAACUCCCGUUAUUUGCCCACCUUAACCAACACUUGUAACAGUUCUUACCUCCAGCGGAUGGUUACCUAGACUGUGAGAUACAGAUUCAGUCUAGAGGAGUGGAAAACCAGCCCAUGGAUUAUCUAGGUAGCUGUAGCUCUGUCCUGGAGGCAGGUUUUUAUACAUAUCCAUUCCUUGCUCUCAUUUCUCUGUGUGCUAAAAUUGGUGAUGUGGCUGUACGGGAAUAAGACACAAAGGCCCCCUCCAGGACCAAUGCCAGGUGUGUAGGAUGGCUGUGCAUCCGUGUGUUGGAGGGAUGAAGCUGAUGUACUAUUGAAAGGAGCUGAAAAUUUUCAAUACAACAGUUUUCACAGCA